Molecule: messenger RNA, 3524 nt
Organism: Nezara viridula (southern green stink bug)
Lineage: Eukaryota; Metazoa; Arthropoda; Insecta; Hemiptera; Pentatomidae
Source: the annotation of a GenBank genome assembly
GGACAGGCAAUCGUCUGUGUUUAGUUAUCCAGUGAACUUCUUCAGAUUAUCUUGUUAUGUUUCGAUAAUCAUAUUUUUUUAAAAUGAUAAUAAAAAUAGUAUUAAUUAGUUUUUUACUUAUUACAAAUUCGUAUUGUUCAGAAGACAAUAGAAAUGAAGAAGAAAAAGAUAAUGAAGAAAUUGUUAAGGCAGAAGUUAGAAUAGGUGCUCUAUUUGACAAAGAAGAUGAAACUCUCAUCAAAGCAUUCACUUCUGCUGUGGAAUUGGUUAACAGUGAUGAAGAAUUGCUUCCCAACAUGACAUUAGUGCCAAUAACAUAUACAGGUAUUCCAGAGUACGACAGUUUGGAAGUUGGAAAGAAAGUUUGUGAGCUGAUGAGUAAUGGUGUGGCUGCUAUUUUUGGGCCCCAGUCCCCAUUCACUUCCUACCACGUUCAGUCACUCUGUGAUACAAUGGAGAUGCCUCAUCUUUCUACAAAGUGGGAUCUUAGCCAAAGAAGAAGUUCCUGCUUACUCAACAUUUAUCCACACCCAUCAUCGUUAACACAGGCCAUUACUGAUAUUGUGACAGCCUGGAAUUGGAAGGGUUUUACAGUACUUUAUGAUGAUUUUGAUGCUCUCAGAAAGAUUCAGGGUAUUAUUAAAUUAGCUGACGACAAAGGAUAUUUGGUGACUGUCAGACAGUUAGAAUCAGAAGAUGACAAUUAUAGGGCUGUGCUAAAAGAAAUAAAACAUUCCGAUGAAACAAACAUUGUGAUUGAAUGUGCUGUUGAAAAACUUUAUAAUCUUCUGAUCCAGGCACAACAAGUUGGUCUCAUGGGUAGUCGCUACAAUUAUAUUAUCACUACUUUGGAUUUUCAAACAAUAAAUCAUGAACCAUUUAUGUGGGGAGGAACAAAUAUAACUGGAAUUAGAUUGGUAGAUCCAGAUGAUCCUUAUGUGAGAAAUGCAACUCAAAUAGAAGAGCGUGGGGAAGAGGGUGCUAUGGAAUCAACGACAACCAGUUUAGAUGACGUACCGACAACUGAGCCACCUAUAGAAGAAGAGGAAGAGGAAUCAUCCUCAAUACCAACAGUGGAAGCAGCUUUGUUACAUGAUGCGGUUAGGCUUUUUGUAAAAGCACUUCAACAUUUGAGUCCUCUAAACAUAAAACCUUUAGAAUGUGGUCCUCACUCAAGUUUGGAUUUCGGUUACACUGUUAUAAACUAUAUGAGGCUUAGUGAAAUAAAAGGGAUGACCGGAGUUAUUAAAUUUAAUCAUGAAGGGUUCAGAACUGACAUACAGCUUGAUGUAAUCUCUCUAACAGAAGAAGGCUUGAAGAAGACAGGGACGUGGAACACAACUACAGGAUUAGUGAUGGAGCCUCCUGAUAUUAGUGAAGGCCUGGUGGUUGACGCUGGUGAAGACCUAAGAAAUAAAUCGUUCAUUGUUAUCAUAGCAUUAACAAAGCCAUAUAACAUGCUGAAAGAGGAUAGUAAAACUCUUACUGGGAAUGAUAGAUAUGAAGGCUUUGGCGUUGACUUGAUCCAUGAACUGUCUCUCAUGUCUGGUUUCAACUACACUUUUGUGGAACAGUACGACAAGAAUAGCGGAAGCCCAUCAACCCUGGCAAAUGGAACAAGGAUCUGGAGUGGAAUGAUUGGAGAAGUACAGGCAGGGAGAGCAGACUUGGCCAUUGCUGAUAUCACUAUAACAAGAGAGAGAGAAAGGGAUGUUGACUUCACACAUCCAUUCAUGAAUCUCGGAAUAAGCAUCUUGCAUAGAAAGCCAUCAAAAGCACCCCCUGAUCUGUUUUCAUUUCUUUCACCCUUCAGUAAUGAUGUCUGGGGAUGUAUGUUGGGUGCAUAUUUUGGUGUGUCAUUACUAUUGUUUGUUAUGGCAAGGCUGAGUCCUUAUGAAUGGACCAAUCCAUAUCCAUGUAUCGAGGAACCGGAACAUUUAGAGAACCAAUUCAGUCUUUUGAAUUCUUUAUGGUUUACAUUGGGUUCAGUGAUGCAGCAGGGUUCUGAUGUUGCCCCCAUAUCUGUUUCAACAAGGAUGGUUGCUUCAAUCUGGUGGUUUUUCACACUUAUUAUGGUUUCAUCAUACACUGCCAAUUUAGCAGCCUUUUUGACUGUAGAAAACAAUGUUUCACCCUUCAGUGAUGUUAAAGAAUUGGCUCAACAGACUGAUAUAAAAUAUGGAGCAAAAAAGGAAGGAGCAACAGCUAAUUUUUUCAGGGAUUCUAAAGAAGAGAUAUAUCAAAAAAUAUACAAAUUUAUGAUGGAUAAUCCAGAUUGUAUGAUGCCGAACAAUGACGUUGGUGUAAAUAGAGUUGUUAGCGAAGAUAAAUAUGCUUUCUUCAUGGAAUCAGCCAGUAUUGAGUAUGAAGUUCAAAGGAAAUGUCAGCUAGCAAUGGUUGGAGAUUCACUAGAUAGUAAAGGAUACGGUAUAGUCAUGCGUCAAAAUUCUUCAUACAGAAAUGCACUUAACAAGAAUGUUGUUAGACUUCAAGAGAAUGGAAAAUUGACGCAAUUAAAAGAUAAAUGGUGGAAAGAAAAGAGAGGAGGAGGUGCUUGCACGAGUGGAACUGAAGAGGGAGAAGCUAGUGAAUUGAACCUGAACAAUGUGGGUGGUGUGUUUGUUGUUCUGGUAGCAGGCUGCUUGAUCGGUGUACUCCUUUCCUUCUGCGAAGUUUUGUGGGAUAUUUCCCAGAGGGAUGAAAAGAUAUCAUUCAAACAUGAGCUAAUGGAAGAAAUUAAAUUCAUAAUUAAAUGCAAAGGAACUGUGAAACCUGUUAGAAAGAAUAGUUUGACUUUUGCAAAUUGUAAUAAUUUAUCAAAAAGUAGCAGCAAAAGCAGCAGUACUAGUAAACGAUCCAGCAAAAAUUCAUUCUCUUUCAGGUUACCAUAAACCUAAUUUUUGUACAAUCACGUUUUCUAUAAAUGAUAAGAUUAUAUCAUAAAAAAAAAAGUUUCUUAAUAAAUAUUGAUUAUUUUUACAGCAAUAUUUGUAGUUAAUUGCAGUAUUGUAUUCAUAUCUUUCUUUAUCAAUGUCACUGAUUUUCUGCAAUCCCUUUCAUUUAAUUUUUUUUACAUUAACAUCACAUUUAAUUUUAUUGAUAAUAAAAAUUUCAACUACUUUCAAUAGUUUAGACUUACUUUAGACUUUAAAGAAUGAUAACAUGUACAAAUUUUAAAACUAAAAAAAAAAAAAAAAAUGAAAUUGGUCAAAUUAAUCUUCUUUCUUUACUAGCUGAGUAAAACAAAAUAAUUAUGUUAAUUAAAUGCAUAUUUUAAAUGUGUAUUGUGAAAAUAUUUGCUUGAUGUUUAUUAAUCCUAUACCUGUUUAAAGUGUAGUUGGUUUGAAAAAUUGUAAAGUUGACCAAUUAUCUAUCUUUGUUAUUAAAAAACAAAUUCAUACUUUUUUAAAAAAAUGGCUACUUUAAAUAAAAGUAAAAGUAGCCAUUCCAUGGGUCAUUGCCAAGUGGAAAUAUAAUAUAAAAAUACAACAGUGUAACAUGCUACAAAAAAAUAAAAUAAAACA